Messenger RNA from Lampris incognitus (smalleye Pacific opah), 1343 nucleotides. It is a transcript of the gene ccr7, whose product is annotated as chemokine (C-C motif) receptor 7. Gene Ontology annotation, cellular component: membrane. Gene Ontology annotation, biological process: chemotaxis; immune response; G protein-coupled receptor signaling pathway. The coding region runs from base 1 to 1062 and encodes 353 amino acids. The transcript has a single exon. NCBI's taxonomy places the organism in Eukaryota, Metazoa, Chordata, Actinopteri, Lampriformes, Lampridae. The record is from RefSeq and is a predicted model, not a curated record. Gene Ontology annotation, molecular function: chemokine (C-C motif) ligand 21 binding; C-C motif chemokine 19 receptor activity; chemokine (C-C motif) ligand 19 binding.
AUGUGCUCAUCACAGGAAAAUGUCACCUCCACGGAGAACUACAGCGAUUUUUUUGAUUCUAGUAUAGAUUAUGAUCAAUACACACAACCGUGUGUAAAAGAGCCCAAUCGCCAGUUUCGCUCCUGGUUCAUUCCUAUGUUUUAUUCCAUCAUCUGCUUCCUGGGACUGGCAGGGAACCUUCUGGUUAUCAUAACGUUUUUCAGCUUCAAGCGUCUGAUGACCAUGACCGAUAUCUACUUGCUCAACCUGUCAUUUGCUGACCUGCUCUUUGCUCUGUCACUCCCCUUUUGGGCAGCCAACUCCAUGAAAGAAUGGUUGCUGGGGCUGUUUAUGUGCAAGGCCAUGCACACCAUCUACAAGGUUAGCUUCUAUAGCAGCAUGCUCCUCCUCUCCUGCAUCAGCGUGGACCGGUAUUUCUCCAUCACCAAGGCCAUCUCAACUCAUCGCUACCGCUCCAAAACAGUAUGGUACAGCAAGGUCUCAUCAGUCAUGAUUUGGCUCAUAGCACUGCUGUUCUCUGUACCAGAGAUGAUAUACUCCACCGUCAAAAACAACACUUGUACGCCGUACUCCAACAGCUCUGAUCCGAGGCGGAUCAGCAUCCAGACAAGCCAGAUCGUCUUGGGUUUCGCUGUGCCACUGGUGAUCAUGGGCUUCUGUUACAGUGCCAUUGUGGAGACCCUGUGCCUGUCCCGCAGCUUUGAGCGGAACAAGGCUAUUAGAGUCAUCCUUGUUGUGGUGGCUGCCUUCUUAUUAUUCCAAGUGCCUUACAAUGUUGUCCUGUUUUUGACCACGCUGGACACAGCCAGCGGUAACAGCACCAACUGCGCCUAUGACAGAACCCUCAUCUACGCCUCUGACAUCACUCAGUGUUUGGCCUUCCUGAGGUGCUGCCUAAACCCAUUUGUGUACGCUUUUAUUGGGGUGAAGUUUCGCAAUGACUUGCUCAAGCUACUUGAUGACUUUGGCUGCAUGAGCCAGGAGAGGUUCUUCUUGUACACUUUUGGCCGAAGGAGCUCUGCAGCCACUGAUACCGACACCACCACCACGUUUUCUCCGUAAGAACUACCAGUGAGACCUCUCUACCUAGUGUUUCCCAGUGGAUAAUACCUUAUUCCCGACUCUCAACCACAAAAAGGAGUGUGGAACAUUAUGGUAAGUCAACAACCCACAGAAAAUGUCAGUCAGUGGCACAAACUUAUAUACUUAAAUACAAUAAAUACAAUUCUCCAGCAUCUGACAUGUACAUACAGUAAUGGAAAUAAUGAUGUGGCGUGAAUCCUCCCAUUCAGAAAUAUCAACAAUAUUAAGCUGUCCUUGGGUGUUGGUGCUAGCUGAGGAAA